Messenger RNA from Seminavis robusta, 3474 nucleotides. The record is from the annotation of a GenBank genome assembly. Lineage: Eukaryota; Bacillariophyta; Bacillariophyceae; Naviculales; Naviculaceae.
AUGUUGACCGACGAACUGGCUGACUUGGAGCAGGCCAAAGAAAGAAACAAGGAAGAGGCAAAGAUGAAGCAACACUUGAACCGAGUUGGCAGUGGGAUCAAGUAUCAGUUUCAGUUGGCCAAGCGCCAGCCACACAUUGCCUUUAUUUCCCUCCUCGUCUUUGCUGUGCUUUGCGGGGCUGGAUUGGCCAUGAUCUUCAUGGUGGAAGACGACAGACACGAAGAAGCAAAGAGUAUCGCAAUGGAUCUCUCCACUGAAACGGGACAAUGGUUUUCUGACCAACUGGAUCAGGCCAUUCUACCCUUGUUCAGUAUGGCACAGUUUGUCUCGGAACUGGAGAUCUUUCACGACCUACCCGAUCAGAUCGGCCCCGCCUUUGAGAACGGAUCUCUUCCCUUCAAGCCUCCUCGUACCGAGGAAAGUCCCGUCACACAUCGCAACGUUUCUGGUGUCUGUGAUGCACCUCACGUAGUAGAACGGUUCAACCGGAUUGCUGCUACCGUCAAGCGAAACGCAAACAUGAAUGGAGUCCUCGUCAACCUACAGCUGGCUCCUCAAGCUGUAGUCUGUCUCCUGCAUCCAAUGGUGAACACGGAAGACUUCCCUCCUGGCAUUGUCAUGAACAACACGGGUGCGUGGGGUCAUGAUCUCUUGACAGAUCCGGCACGCAAGUUCAUUGCAGAGGCCACUAUUCCUUCGGAAAAGAUUGUCAUUGCCGGGCCGCUGACACUCAGACAAUGCCAAGACUGUGACCCGACUGUGGAACGAGCCUUUAUUGCACGCAUACCCAUUGCCAUGGAGGGCAAAGAGAUUGUUGUCAAUGAUGUGCCAUACGAAAAGUGGGGAUUCGCAGUUGCCUUGAUCAAUUGGAACGCUCUCAUCGAAAGGAGCAGCGUCUAUCAGACAUUUGAGGAACGAGGAUUGGAGUUUCAACUCACUCGCACCGAUCGAAAGUUUGAUGCAGAGAACAAUGUCACCACGGAAAAGGUCGUCGUCUUGGCCGAGACACCUAGCUUUGCCAACGCCACGUCUGGUGAUUGGGAAACAGUAACGACUGCCCUCGAUACCACUAACAACGAGUGGGAAAUGAAUGUCAGCUAUCAAUACAAUAAAUGGGAAACUUGGAAGGUGGUUUCCGUUGUGGCCACUGUCCUGGUAUCAUUCUUUAUUGGCUUGCUCUGCUUCACAAUCCUGAUUCAAAAAGAAAACUUGACCCUCAUGAAAAAAAGAUACGAGGAAGAUGUGGCGCAACCUCAAAAGUUGCGCCUACGAGCGUUCUUGGAAGAAACGUCAAAGUCGUCGGAGAAGAUGGAUAUUCAGCAAGUCAUGAAUUCCAAUCCAAUCGCCGACAUCUAUGCCAAUUGCACCGUUCUCUAUGCUGCUAUUGAUGGCUUCACCGUAUGGGCUUCCGAACGAGAAGCAUCGCAAGUCUUUGUCCUUCUUCAAACAAUCUUCUUCUCCUUCGAUGAGACUGCGAAAAAGUACGGCGUAUUCCGUGUCGAAGGCAUUGGAGAGAAUUACGUCUGUGCAACCGGCGUUCCUGAACCCCAAGAAGACCAUGCCCUAAAAAUGCUGCAUUUUGCAAAAGAGUGCCUCGGGAAAUCAAGGGCUUUGAUGAAAACGUUGGAGAUGAGCCUGGGCCCGGAUACCGGAGACCUGCGUGUGAAGAUUGGAAUCCACUCCGGUCCUGUUACGGCAGGAGUUUUGGUCGGGAGGGAGAGCAACGGGGUCAAGCUCUGUGGCGAUACACUUAACAUCUGUGCGGCCGUGAACAAGGCAGGAGAAGCUGACCGUAUCCAUCUCAGUCACUCGACUGUACAGCAGUUGCUGGCUGGUGGUUUCAAGAAGCGGUGGAUUGAACGUCGACGGGACAGCAUGCAAUGGAAUGGCAUGCAGACUUACUGGGUUCGUACAAAAUCUGGCAGUGGUGGUAAGGCUGGUAGUCAUGCCGCUCGUUCACUUCUUCAGGAGCAAGGGCAGGUCCGCUUCGACGAAAGCGGAUUGGCCGACGAAACCAGCUCUCAACGCUCGGGUCGUUCGGGAUCUGACAUGUGGGAGCUGGACAACAGUAGCGUUCAGUUCCCAGAACUCGAGGGGGUUUCUGCCCAUCUCACCGCAAGUGAUAAUAAGCAAGAUCGCCUCGUUGAGUGGCAGGUCAACAUGAUGACGAAGCUACUCAAGAAGAUUGUAGCACGCAGAAACAAGAGCAAGAAGAGAUUCCAGAAGACAAACGUUCGUUCACCUGAUUUGGCCGCGGUGGUCAAAGCUGGAGGGAUACCGCUUCAGCAUGUAGCUGAGAUUGUUACGCUUCCGACAUUCGAUUCCUCCUCUGCAGUUACGGUUGGCGAAACCAACGCGGUCAAAAUCAAGCCCGAAGUCAUUUCGCAACUGCGCGGUCUCGUCAGAGAACUCGCGGCGAAUUACCGAGACAACCCCUUCCACAAUUUUGAGCAUGCUUCUCAUGUGACGAUGUCAGUUCACAAGAUGCUCGAUCGCAUCGUAUCGCCAGAUGAAGUCAACUACGAUGGAAAGGCAAAGAGUGUUGCCGCCGAUCUUCACAAACACACUUUUGGAAUCACAAGUGAUCCCUUGACGCAUUUCGCAAUCGUUUUCUCUGCCUUGAUUCACGAUGUCGAUCACACGGGUGUCUCCAAUGGACAGCUUGGGAAGGAACAACCCUUAUUGGCGGACAAGUACAGGAAUCAAUCUCUGGCAGAGCAGCACUCCGUGGAGUCGUCAUGGGAGCUGUUGCAACAGCCUUGCUACAAAGAUCUGCACGAGUGUCUCUUUGCUAACGAUGCCGAGCUCCAGCGUUUCCGACAGCUGGUUGUUAAUGUGGUCCUGGCAACUGAUAUCUUCGAUAAAGAACUCAAAGCACUCAGGAAUAAGAGGUGGGACAGAGCCUUCCAUGGUGAUGAGAUCGAACCCGAUGAAUCUGUCAUCAGUUGCUCUCUCACUGAACGCUCGAGUGACGCUUCGUCGUCGCAUGGCAAUGGCAACGAGAGUACAAGGUCGGUGCUCAAGUUGCAAGACACCAAUAGGAAGGCCACAAUCGUCAUCGAGCACAUAAUUCAAGCUUCUGAUGUCGCUCACACAAUGCAGCACUGGCAAGUGUAUCUCAAGUGGAAUGAAAAGCUGUUCAAUGAAAUGUAUGUGGCAUGGAAGAUGGGAAGGGCGGCGAAGGAUCCCACAGACUCUUGGUACAAGGGUGAGAUCUGGUUUUUUGACAACUAUGUGAUUCCACUGACACAAAAGCUAGAUGAAUGCGGUGUCUUUGGUGUGGCAUCCGAUGAAUGCCUCCACCAUGCCCUCGAGAAUAGGAAGGAAUGGGUGCUCAAGGGUGAGGCCGUUGUAGCCGAAAUGGCAAAAAGGUGCCAGGCCAUGCGUUUGAUGCCUAAGCAAAUACUUGAAGAAUCUGAGGAAGAAGACGACGAAAGCAGCUAUCAGGAUGAACCAGAUGAUUGGUCUGUGUGA